GCCUCUAGGGGGCCGACGAGACGAGCUCUGCUGCAGACCGACCAGCAGCAGCAGAUAGCAGCAGGUAGCUUCGAGCUAACGCUAGCUGUCAUAACACUUGUAACCCCAGCCUGGGGACUCCAUCAAGCAUUGGUUUGCUAGCUUGUCCAAAGCUGGCUUCACUGGCCAAACAUGCAGAAAUACGAGAAGCUUGAAAAAAUCGGAGAGGGUACCUAUGGGACAGUUUUCAAGGCUAAAAACAGAGAAACUCACGAAAUAGUGGCCUUGAAGAGGGUCAGGUUGGACGACGAUGAUGAGGGGGUGCCCAGUUCUGCUCUGAGGGAAAUCUGCCUUUUGAAGGAGCUGAAGCAUAAAAACAUUGUCAGACUACAUGAUGUGUUGCACAGUGACAAGAAGUUAACCUUGGUGUUUGAAUAUUGUGAUCAGGAUUUGAAGAAGUAUUUCGACAGCUGCAAUGGGGAUCUAGAUCCUGAAACUGUGAAGUCCUUCAUGUACCAGCUGCUGAAAGGCCUCGCUUUCUGUCACAGUCGGAACGUUCUUCAUCGAGAUCUGAAGCCGCAGAAUCUGCUCAUAAACAGAAACGGGGAGUUGAAGCUGGCUGACUUUGGGUUGGCUCGCGCCUUUGGCAUUCCUGUGAGGUGUUACUCAGCAGAGGUGGUGACUUUGUGGUACCGGCCUCCUGAUGUGCUGUUUGGUGCUAAGCUUUAUUCUACCUCUAUUGACAUGUGGUCUGCUGGAUGCAUAUUUGCAGAGCUGGCUAAUGCUGGAAGGCCUUUAUUCCCCGGAAACGAUGUGGACGACCAGUUGAAAAGAAUCUUCAGAUUGUUGGGUACACCAACUGAAGAACAGUGGCAGACAAUGACGAAGCUCCCCGAUUACAAGCCAUAUCCCAUGUAUCCUGCCACCACCUCGCUGGUGAAUGUGGUUCCAAAACUUAGUAGCACAGGACGGGAUCUACUCCAGAACCUGUUAAAAUGUAAUCCUGUCCAGAGGAUCUCUGCAGAAGAGGCCUUGCAGCACCCUUACUUUGCUGAUUUCUGCCCUCCCUAAAUGCUAAAUGGCCGCUCGUUGAACCUCAGCCGCCAGAAUCAAUCCUCCUUCACUCGGUCGGGUCAUUAGGACCGGUCCCAACAAAGCAAAUCCCUCACCGGUUUUCUCAAACACUCCCCCUGCAUUUCAUUCUGUUGUGCCUCUGUGUGGAACAAAGUCCUGGUGGCUCUGAACAGUUUUAGUUUCUUCUAAGUUGCAAGCCUGAUUGAUUUAGUAAAUAUACAACUCCCAGUUAAUUGGCACUAUGUGUUGCAUUAAAUACAUUUUAUACUGUGGAAACAGCUGUCAACAACACGCCCCGUUAAAUGCUCCUGUUAAUAGUUUAGAAAAUGUUAUAAUGAUAUAUAUUGGCCAUAAACACCAUUUUUGACGAGGAUCAUUUAAAUAUAGUUAUUAAAUAAUUGAUAGAUGUGUGGGCAGACUGUAUAAUAGUUACACUGUUUCUCAAUGAUCUAAAACAUAUCUUUGACAUUACUGUACCACAGUUUGUUGGUGCUGGUACUGGUACUGGUACUGGUGCUGGUACAUCUGUCGUGUGAUAAGUUAGUGUAAUAAGUUAGCUAAAGUCCACAGAUUUCUGGGGAAGCUAAUGCUACAAUGUCGCUACUUCAAAGCUAAAUUAAAUUAAUUAAUAAGUCAGUUUUAGAAUCACAAGUAGGGAUAUUAAUUUAACAUUUUUAAAGGCUUAAAUCAAUACUUCAUUUUUAGGAUACUAUGUCGUUUUUUGGUUUCACUUUGUUAUACAAGUCUGUGAUUUCAAAAUGACUUUGCUGGGAAUAUUCCUGGAUAGAACUACUGUGUGUGAUUUGGUACAAAUGUCUUUCUUUGACAGAAUUACUCCAUUUAAACUUAAGUAAAUAGUGCUAAAUGAUUCACCUAUUAUUGGAAACUAUUUUCCAUAUAUACAAAAUGUAUUGUUUCUGUACAAAAUUUUUAAAUGAGCAUGUUCAAUUGGUCUGCUUUGCACAGACUAAGAGACAGUAAUUGAUUGGUACCAAUUGAACAAUGUUUCUGCAGUAAUUUGUACCAAAUGACAUACUUAUUUCCAGGAGAUUAAUAGGCAAUUACAGACCUGUAAAAUACACUGUUAUCUUUUUUUUUUGUACUUAUACAGUCUGCAGUUUUUCCCACUUCCUUUUAUAAGAUUGUAUAAUAGCACGAGAAGCUAAUUUAUGAUUUUCUUUUUUUCUCAGGCUUUUUAAUUUUCCCUUUUUGUAUUUGUCUUUUGUGCACUUUGUAACUUUUAUUUUAGUAAGUUUAGAAUAUGAAUAUUAAAUGUGGUGAACACUGACAGCUGGAUUAUAGCCGGUUAUCAAUACACGGGCCAAUAUACAUUCAUAUAUAUGUUAAUGACUAGCGGGCCAUUAGUGACACAUUACUUCUUUUUUGUUUGUUUUUUAACAUCAUUUGUAUGAUAAUUACAGUCUUUUAGCUUUAUUGAAAUGCUUUUGUAAUUGUUAAAUUAGAGAUGAAAGAAUCCGGGUAUUCCACUGAUAAUCUGUAUUUUCAUAUGAUUGUUUUGCACCAUUAGCUGUUUCCAUUCUGGUUACUUAUUAUAUUAACAUUAAGAGCUUGCAGUGUUAUUUUACUCCAGAGCGCUACUCAUCCCAUAAUAGCCGACAUAAUGAGUUGUGUUUGAAGUAGCCGUGUUAAUAGGGAAAGGAUUUAUUUUCAUUUUGCUAAUGAUGUAACCAAGAUAAUGGAUGCAUGUAUUUAUUAAUGAUGGAAUGUCUGCCCAUUUGUUUUGCAUUCGUUUAAAGGUAGCACGGCCUCAUUUGGUACAGAAACUUUCCUUUUGAAUGAUUCAAUGUGACUCAGACCUAAAGCAUUAACAGGCUCUUUUUUUUUAGGAUUUAAGAUGUUUGAAGGUUGUGUGUAUGUGGAUUAAGUUAUAAUGAUAAAAAAAACAAGGCAUUUGCUCUCAGUAUUUCCUUAUCUCCUGAUGAAAGGACAUUUCAGACACACUGCUUAAAUUUGAAUGAAGAAUGGAUUUUGCACUCUGCUAGUAUCUUUGUUUUUGUGGGUCGAUCUUUGGACAGAUGUUGUCAGUGAUUCUUUUGUGUACAUUUCAACCAAUAAGAUUCAGUAUUCAGUAGAGUGGACAUAAAUACAUGUUUGCUUUUGA
Anoplopoma fimbria (sablefish) is the source of this 3175-nucleotide messenger RNA. It is a transcript of the gene cdk5, whose product is annotated as cyclin-dependent kinase 5. Lineage: Eukaryota; Metazoa; Chordata; Actinopteri; Perciformes; Anoplopomatidae. The coding region runs from base 172 to 1050 and encodes 292 amino acids. The record is from RefSeq and is a predicted model, not a curated record. The transcript has 12 exons. Gene Ontology annotation, molecular function: cyclin-dependent protein serine/threonine kinase activity; ATP binding. Gene Ontology annotation, cellular component: nucleus; cytoplasm. Gene Ontology annotation, biological process: protein phosphorylation; neuron apoptotic process; synaptic vesicle transport.